Molecule: messenger RNA, 2686 nt
Organism: Anthonomus grandis grandis
Lineage: Eukaryota; Metazoa; Arthropoda; Insecta; Coleoptera; Curculionidae
Exons: 2
Coding region: 189-1298 (369 amino acids)
Source: RefSeq, a predicted model, not a curated record
UUCAUGUUUUAUUAGUAUAAGUUGCACACGAAUCGAUAAAAUCGGAGUCCGAUCCGGUAAGUUCCUUAAUCGAAAUCGGAAGAACGGAACACAGUUUCCGUAUUGGCAAACCGAUACCGGAUAAUAAGCUGGUAAAAUGUUGCCAAUUUGGGCAAUACUGUUUGUGAAGUCAUUCGGGUAAAAGCAGAAUGCGUUUCGCUAAAAAUAAGUGUUCGCAGAUCUUAUAUUUACUGUAUUUACGUAGAAAACAUCGUUUAGCACAAAAUAAAAGAGAAUAUUGGAUUCAUCCGUUACUUCAAGUGCGUUAUGUAGAAGGAGCAUUCUAUAUUUUAUUUGAAAAACUACGUUUACAUAGCGACCAUUUUUUUCAUUAUUUCAGAUUGAGCAUUACCACGUUUGAUUUCAUUCUAGAAAGAAUAAAUAUGCGUAUACAAAAGCAAGAUUCAGUUAUGAGAUUGUGUGUUCCUCCUAAUGAGAUGCUCGCAGUGUCUUUAAGGUACCUAGCUAGUGGAAACACAUUUCGAGACUUGCAUUACACGUACAGAUUGGGAGAAUAUACUAUCCGAAAUAUUGUAAAAUUGGUAUGUCGCACUAUAUGGGUAGCAUUCCAUGAAGAAUAUCUUCCCCUGCCAAACCAAGAAAAAUUUUUAGAAAUAGCUGAUGGAUUCAGGAAGACAGCACAAUCCCCUAACUGCAUCGGUGCAGUAGACGGGAAACAUGUACGUGUGAACAAGUUUUCUGGUAGUGGAUCAAUGAAUCUGAAUUAUAAAGGGUACUUUUCAAUAGUUUUAAUGGCAGUAGUUGAUUCAGAUUACCGUUUUACUUUUAUCGACGUCGGGGCCUACGGUAAAGACUGCGAUUCCUCGGUAUUUCAAGAAACCAACUUUUGGAAGUUCUUACAAAGAGGAGAGCUAAAUAUUCCAGAACCUCGACCUCUUCAUCAUACACUAUCUGAAACUGCACCAUUUGUCGUAGUAGGAGACGCAGCAUUUGCUUUAAACAAAAAUUUGUUGCGACCGUACGGUGGAUAUUCUUUGAGCAUUGAGAUAAAAGUUUUUAAUUACCGUUUGAUACGCGCUCGUAGGUUCGUCGAAUGUGCUUUUGGCAUCCUAGCCAACAAGUGGAGGAUUUUUCACCGACCUAUGAAUGUUUCUAAAUACUUCUGUAGAGAUAUAGUUAAAGCUAGUAUAGCUCUUCACAACUUAGUAAGAUUAAAGGAUGGAUCUAGAGUAGCAAAUGAUGAUAUAUACAGUACUCCAUCCACUGAAUUGAGAUCACCGUCAACCAAACGAUGUUAGAAAAAAAUUUUCUGAGUGAUGUUGGUAGCUUGCCAUGGCAACUAAACAAAAUUUAGACUUAAAAAAUACUACAAAAUAUGUUUUGCUUAUCGUGCCAUAAUUUUAUUUACUUACCUAUCUUUUUCUGAUCUUUUCCUGUUAAAUUUUCGAAAGAUUCUUCUAAAAAUAUAUGCACUUCCCUCCACAUUUUUUGUUUCUCUAUUUUGUCUUUAUAGCUGUCUAGACCUCCUUCGACCAGCUCAAUUAAUGUAAGCUAAUCAUAUUUAAAAGUCAUAGCGGUAGUACUCUUUUAAACACACACAUACGACUGAUCAUAGACAAAAGGACUGACUAAAUUAAAAAAGUCUACUAACAACAGCUACAACGCAGCCAGACGAGAUCGGACUUGUUUUAUCGAAAGUUGUGCGAAUGCGCUAUAAGUUCAAGUACAUCUAGUGGUACCUCCGACUGUCGGAUUAUUUUGUUAUGAUCGAACUGCCACUUCCGACGUUUCCGACGGAUCACAUGGCGGUCCGAUUUUUUAUUCGGAUCGGAAGAAGUGUGCGCAUCUACAUUUCGAUGUGUUGAAUUAUCGUAUAUCCGAUGACAGAAUCGGAAUCGGAUCCGAUUUUAUCGGUUCGUGUGCAACGGGCCUAAAGAAUUUUGUGUUACACUAUGUCCCAUUGUAGUUGCAGAAACUUUCUCUUUACUAUUAAACUCUGCCAUUUUUGCAUCAAACUCUUAAUGUCGCAAAGGAAAAUCUUUUUUUGUUUCUACUAUAAAAGAUAUAGGGCAGAAACGUUUUUAAAUGAUAGUUUUGAAAAUAAUAGGAUUUUUGAGUAGUUAGGUUAUGAAAAAAAGAUCUGAUUUGAUAUUAACCAGUCGCUUUAAGUCUGAAAUUUCUUAGAAAUUUAAAAAAAAGUAUUGUAAGAAAAUAGUUGAAUACAAGUCCAUAUUUUGUAGGAGAAUGUGUAUAUAAAGAUUACAAAAUGGGGAAGUCUUUAUCUCCAAGAAAUCUUUCUUUUUUUUAGUGUUUACUAACUGUUUUGCCAAGUUGUUUUUGGUUUUAAUAUACAGUGUGCUCCGUCUAUAACGUACAUGGGAUGUCCACCGUGUAACGUACUUCCGGUUAUUACGUACUUAUAAUUCGGAACCCGCCCAAAUAGUCUUGUCAUUUUACUGGAUAUAACGUACUAACUACGAGGCAUGUCCAAGUAAGUGUACUGAGCCUGUCACGGCGGCAGGGAAUUGUUUUUCCACAUGUUGGCUGCACUGCCGCAUAGCGUGAUUUCUCCCCUCCACAACAAGACCGCUUCGAGGUCAGUACGUUGAGAACUAUAGACGCAGCAACACGUUUAGUGAGAAAUGUCAAUCCAAUCUCCCGCCAAGUGUGAAAUACGCGGCGUUAU